AUGAAGAAGACGUUGCUGUUGUGUUUUAUUCACGGUUUCAAGGGGGGUGACGACACCUUUGGCGAAAAGUCCGAGUUCGCCCAGCAUCUCGCUGCUAUCGUAGGUGCCGCGCUACCUAAAGUCUCGGUACGCGCUAUCACAUACCCUCAAUAUGAGACCCGCGGCGACUUACACGAGUGCGUCGCCCGCUUCCGCGACUGGUUGCUUAACAAGGUGAUCGAUAUCGAGGUCGCCACCGGAACGCCUUCUCCAACCGUCGACCCUUCGGUUCGUACGAUCCUAAUCGGACAUUCCAUGGGUGGUAUCGUCGCCGCCGAGACUGCCAUCGGCCUCGCUUCCGAGGUACCCGUUACCCAUACCAAUAAAGCCAGUCAUCGCGACAGCCUUACCGUUUUAGUCGGCGAGUCUCUAGGUCCUACGAGUCUCAUGUUCCCCUACAUCCAAGGAGUUCUCGCCUUUGACACUCCUUACCUCGGAAUUUCUCCAGGAGUUGUUGCCCACGGUGCCGAGGGCCACUAUAACAGCGUGAACGGCGCCUUGACCCAACUGAACGGACUAUCCAGCAUCUUCUGGAACAACUAUAACCAAGCAUCCGGAAAUACCGGAGGCGCCAGCAAGAAGCCUACUGGUGCUCUACCCGCUCCCGAAUCACCUCAGGACAAGAACAAGAAGCAGGGCGGAGGAGGAUGGGGGUGGGGCCAGAUCGCGGUGGUGGCCGGAGCGGCGGGGGUGCUCUGGCAGCUGGUGGCGAAGGACGAGAUAGGGGCACAUAUGGCAAUGUUUGAGCCCAAGGAAAACCCCGGGUAUCGCAAGUUAUCGGAUGACGCAAAGAACUUGAUAGUACGCUGGUCUCGCAACGAAUGGUAUGAGACGAGCGGCGACAUGCAAUUGAAUAGACAAGAAUCGCUAAGCGGGGCGUGCAAGCUAUUGUUUAUAGGUGAUUUUGUUUAUACUUCUACAUAUAUAUUACCCUAA
Messenger RNA from Daldinia childiae, 975 nucleotides. RefSeq lists its product as uncharacterized. Bases 1 to 975 code for a protein of 324 amino acids. NCBI's taxonomy places the organism in Eukaryota, Fungi, Ascomycota, Sordariomycetes, Xylariales, Hypoxylaceae. The record is from RefSeq and is a predicted model, not a curated record. The transcript has 4 exons.